Trichomycterus rosablanca is the source of this 1061-nucleotide messenger RNA. It is a transcript of the gene tspan10, whose product is annotated as tetraspanin 10. Lineage: Eukaryota; Metazoa; Chordata; Actinopteri; Siluriformes; Trichomycteridae. The transcript has 3 exons. Gene Ontology annotation, cellular component: plasma membrane. Bases 1 to 1026 code for a protein of 341 amino acids. The record is from RefSeq and is a predicted model, not a curated record.
AUGAACCGCUUUUGCUUUUUAAGGAUUCCUUCAUUCUGGAAGCAAAAGGGAAAAGUACAAGAUGAAGAGAGCAGACCACUUAUUAAAAAGGAAACCACUCAGAAGGAUGUUACAUAUUAUGGCAUGGACGAUAGCUCAGAGAGCAAAACCGACUUGAGCUCUUCAAGCCAUGAGGAAAAAAACAGGCUGUCCUCCAGUAGGUUCUCCACCUCAAAGACUUACAGCGUCUCUGACCUGAUCGACUUUCUUUUAAAAUAUUUGCUGUUUUUAAGCAACCUGCUCUUUAGUGCUCUAGGUCUGGCCUUGUUGGGGCUCGGGUUCUGGGGCCUCAUAAACAAAGAAUCUUUCGCCCAGGAGAAACUAGAUGGCCUUGUCACUGAUCCCAUGCUGCUCUUUGUAUUUCUGGGCCUGCUGAUCUCUCUGCUGUGCUUGAUGGGCUGCGUGGGGGUACUGAGGGAGAACUACUGCCUGCUGCGCACCUUCUCCGUUGCCCUGAUUGUCCUUGUAGCCGCUCAGGUCCUGGUGGCCAUAGUGGCCUACAGCCUGCAGAGCCGGAUCGCUGAGCUGCUGCAGUCAGCCAUGAUGACAGCAAUGACAAGGUACCAGGACGAUCUGGAUUUGAGGUUCAUUACGGACGAGAUCCAGACUGGGCUGCAGUGUUGCGGGGUGGAUAGCUAUCGAGACUGGGAGGUCAACAGGUACUUUAACUGCUCGUCUCCAGGAGUACAGGCGUGCGGAGUGCCUCCCUCGUGCUGUGUCGAUCCUCUGGAGAAUGGUACGGUGUGGAACUCGCAGUGCGGCGUCGGCACUCAGCUGCUGGACGAGUUCACAGCUCAGAGCACCAUUUUUCUGGGAGGCUGUGUGGGCAGCAUGUCCCGCUGGAUCCAGCAGCACACGGAGCUCAUUAGCAUAGUGUCGAUCGGACUGCUGGGAGUCCAGAUCCUCACGGUGACCGUUGCUACACGCCUGCUGGACAGGAUCCAGUGGAACAAAGCACAGGCAUGGCAAAAACAAGGGCAAACUUAAGGACAGUGCAAAAGUGCAGUGAGGAAACCAAAGCU